Molecule: messenger RNA, 864 nt
Organism: Caenorhabditis remanei
Lineage: Eukaryota; Metazoa; Nematoda; Chromadorea; Rhabditida; Rhabditidae
Exons: 4
Coding region: 1-864 (287 amino acids)
Source: RefSeq, a predicted model, not a curated record
AUGCUAAACUUAACUCCCGUUGAAUUAAUUGACUUUUCGUUGCUUUCAAACCGGUGUCGUCUUGUUGUCAAAUCUGCAGUUCGACGUGAUUCAUUCGAACUAUGGGUUCGCUUUUUGAAAGUCCCACGAGUAGAGAUAUCCACGGAUGAAGAACACUAUGAUUUGGUGGAACCGUAUUUGAAUAGGACCUUCCAAUAUCUUGACUCCGCCAUAACACUUGAAAAGUAUUUCGAGAAAUACGAAUUAGUGAAUGUUACUUGGGCUCAAGUAUGGACAGACUAUAUUUCUGUUGUAGAAUGGCUAAAGAAUCGCCAAUUGUCAAUACCCGAACUGUCUUUGGAGGGUUCCAAUAUCAGUAGUGAGGAUCUUUCUUUAGUUUUUAGUGAGCUUGAGAUCACAAACUCAUUGGAUUUAUCAUUGCUACAAAAGUACGAAGUCAGACCGGAUGAAUUCAAGUUCAACAUGAACUUCGUCGCUAUCGAAGGAUAUCUUCCUCCACUGAAAUGGGUUACCUUAGACAGUAUACUUGCUUCUAAUUGCGUACACUUCUAUCUUGGUUGUUCGGAAUUCACAGAUUUUGAGUUGAAUCGGUUUUUAAAAGAAUGGGUGAAUGGAUCAAACAGCAGGAUGAAAUGUUUCUCAGUUGGAACGAAACAAGUAAAUCGAGAGGCGUUAACUGAUGGUUUGUCUGUUGAAGGGAGAGAUGCAUCUGUGGUGAGAACCUACGAGAACGAUCACAUGCAUUGCCCACUUCAAAUGAGAGGCGGAACAGACAUUCGAAACUGUAAUGAAAGAUUGGGAACAUUCAGAAUAGAAGAAGGACGUGGCGAUUUUAAAACUUUUACUAUGAUUGUGUGGGAAUAA